Molecule: messenger RNA, 1567 nt
Organism: Paramuricea clavata
Lineage: Eukaryota; Metazoa; Cnidaria; Anthozoa; Malacalcyonacea; Plexauridae
Source: the annotation of a GenBank genome assembly
CAGAUAAAGUUCUUGCUCGUAUCGAAUGGCCAGCUGCAACUCUGUUCUCCCGAAUGACGAAUGCAACAACAAGACUCCAUACUCCAUGCAAUGUAAAGUGGUCCAAUCCAUUUAGAUUUGAUCCAAACGAUGACAAGCACGACAAAUGUGUGCAUUUCACUGCUUUUGCACGAGGAACAGUGUACAUUGUAUUCUCAUCGAUUCCUACCAACAAAGAGACGUGGUACUCAAUUGAAAUCUCUACGAACGGAGUUGUGGUAUACAAGGUAAGAAUUCAUCCAAUUUCUAUUCAACAAGUAGGCUAGCUAUAGCUUUCUAUAUAUGCAACCCCAAUAUCUAUAUAUAGAGUAUAGUUUGAAAAAAUUAUGUCAUUUUAUUAUUUCAUCACAAUGAAAAGCAAACAUAUAAAUUCCAAUAUAUAUCAAAAUACAGCUUACGGUCAGUAUUUUGUGUUGUUCAACUACGGGAACAGCACUCCAAAUUGUGGGCACGAAAAUGAACUGCUUGUUUCCUAUAGUACAGAAAACUGAAAAAGUAAAGAAAGUUAGCGUUCCAUCUUCCAUAGUAAUGUAGCAUGGAAAGUGAAUUUAGUGGUCGUCAGCAGUAAGAGUUUAAAACUUCUAAAAACCUUGAAUCGUAAAAUAUAGAAUGUAAGGCCAUGCACAGAAAGGUGGACGAAAGCUCGUAAUAAACAGUAAUCACAAUUUUGUCUCCGAAAAGAUAAUUAUUACAAAUUAAAAAUGACUUUGGUUCAAUUAGGUUCAAGUUGCAUGAUUUUUCGCAACUGCUCCUGCUUAGGUCUAGAACGGUGUACUAUAGAAAUUUACGUUGCAAAAUUCCAUCUAUACAAAAAACUUCGGCACUGCUUUGGCAGAUAGUUUCGAAGUCAGUCUCAUCCAGCAAUUGUUUGAUUAAUUAUUAUCUGUUCUUGGCAUUCAGGGUGACAAGAUCCUAGAUUAUUCACUCAAUCGAAAUGCUGUGUCUAUUGGUUCAAGCAAUUUAUAUCAAUCUUAUUUCGCAUGCCUAACUGAGACAACAGAAAGUACAGUCAUCGAGUAUGGUAAGACUCAAGCGAAUACUAACUUUGGUGAUAAUUAUCUAACAAUAAUCGAUCGUACAAAUCCGAUCCAUGCUCGAUUUUAUACCUUUGCAAAUGGGGAAGAUGAUAUUGCAAUCAUGGAUAUAAAAGUUAUGCCACGUUCUGGUUUGGUACAAGAAUGUAAAGCAGGCACCGUGCUAGAUGCAGCUGGACAUUUUUGUGUAAGAAAACCAUGCCAUAAAGCUUGUGAUGAACUAGGAGGUAAGGUUUAUACAUGCAUAUAUAUGUUUAUUUUUAUUAUAUUAAUACUAAUUUUAAAAUGUUAAAAUUACAGGAAUAACAGGAGAUUGAAGGCAUAGACAACGGACCAAAUAGGUCUGUUACACCUGUACACUAGAACAACGUUAUUGGCAAUACUAUUAUAUAUAUGAGGUGGUUCACUGAUCUGUACUAGGACUGGAUAACGCAUCUAUAGUAUACAAAAGUGAAGCCGGGGCACUCCUUCAAAAUUGUAAAUCCCGUUUCGCG